Manis javanica (Malayan pangolin) is the source of this 4305-nucleotide messenger RNA. RefSeq names its product CRK like proto-oncogene, adaptor protein (gene CRKL). NCBI's taxonomy places the organism in Eukaryota, Metazoa, Chordata, Mammalia, Pholidota, Manidae. Gene Ontology annotation, cellular component: cytoplasm. Gene Ontology annotation, biological process: positive regulation of ERK1 and ERK2 cascade; cell migration; enzyme-linked receptor protein signaling pathway. The record is from RefSeq and is a predicted model, not a curated record. Gene Ontology annotation, molecular function: signaling adaptor activity; receptor tyrosine kinase binding.
GUCGGGCUGAGGUGUCCGGAGCGGGCGAGGAGAGCCGCCGCCCCACCCGCCGCAGAGCCGCGGCCCGACACCAUGUCCUCCGCCAGGUUCGACUCCUCAGACCGCUCCGCCUGGUACAUGGGGCCCGUGUCUCGCCAGGAGGCGCAGAGCCGGCUCCAGGGCCAGCGCCACGGCGUGUUCCUGGUCCGCGACUCCUCCACCUGCCCGGGGGACUAUGUGCUGUCCGUGUCCGAGAACUCGCGCGUCUCCCACUACAUCAUCAACUCGCUGCCCAACCGCCGUUUUAAAAUCGGAGACCAGGAGUUUGACCACCUGCCGGCCCUGCUGGAGUUCUACAAGAUCCACUACCUGGACACCACCACCCUCAUCGAGCCCGCGCCCAGGUAUCCAAGCCCACCAAUGGGACCUGUAUCAGCACCCAACCUGCCUGCAGCAGAAGAAAAUCUAGAAUAUGUACGGACUCUCUAUGAUUUUCCUGGGAAUGAUGCUGAAGACCUGCCCUUUAAAAAGGGUGAGAUCCUGGUGAUAAUAGAGAAGCCUGAAGAACAGUGGUGGAGUGCCCGGAACAAGGAUGGUCGGGUUGGGAUGAUUCCCGUCCCUUAUGUUGAAAAGCUUGUGAGAUCUUCACCACACGGAAAGCAUGGAAAUAGGAAUUCCAACAGUUACGGGAUCCCAGAACCUGCUCAUGCAUAUGCUCAACCUCAGACCACAACUCCUCUACCUGCAGUUUCCAGUACUCCUGGGGCAGCAAUCAACCCUUUGCCAUCCACACAGAAUGGACCUGUCUUUGCAAAAGCAAUCCAGAAAAGAGUACCCUGUGCAUAUGACAAGACGGCCUUGGCAUUAGAGGUUGGUGAUAUUGUGAAAGUCACAAGGAUGAAUAUAAAUGGCCAGUGGGAAGGCGAGGUGAAUGGGCGCAAAGGGCUUUUCCCCUUCACGCAUGUCAAAAUCAUUGACCCUCAAAACCCAGAUGAAAAUGAGUGAUCGCUGUCGCCUGUUUCCUGCUGCUUUGUUGUUCUGCCUCUCAUAGUCUCCUUUCAAGUGGGAAGGCAUUCUGUCUCAUAGGCAAGUUACACUGCAUUGCUGACGCCAAGUUUCCGCAGACUGGGGGUCCCUCAUGCACAUUUGGAAUGCACCUGGUGGCUGCCUCAGCAUCUGUGUCAUAGUCGUAUUGUCAAAAGAGUAGCCGAUUUUAGAGUUCUUUUGGAUAAUAAACUGGAAGUACUGGUGGAAGCAGACAAGUGGAGAGAAUUUGAGGAGGAAAGGGUCUUCUCAUCACUGCCCCAUUUGUAUUUAUGACUGAUUCUGUCGUGCUCAUCAGAGAAAGCUCAAGGCCAUUGCACGCUGCUGUUCCGCAGAACAGUGGUGCAGUUGCCAUUUUGUUUUUUCUUUGAAGAAUGGAGCAAAUGAACUUUAAAGAAGAGGGAAUUCUGUCCUGAACUCCCUAAAUCUGGCUUUUCUUUUUUUUUGUUUUUGUCGUUUGGUUUGGUUUUAGAAGACUUACUAAGGCUUGUGUGUUCUAAACAGGUUUUUAAGUAGCAGGUUGGAUUUUGUUUAUGUUCCUAGGAAAAACAUGUACCUCUGAGCUUCUAAACUGAAGCUGCUGUAACUAAAGGAAUAUGAGAAAUACAACCCUGAGGCAGAGACUGUUACUGUCUUAAUUGCCAGUAAUACCUUGAGUUGCCAUAUAGCAAACAACAACAAAAAAUCAGCAGUCAUGAUGUGCCAAGCUGUGUGCACGGCCUCUUGGACUACACUGUCCCCAGAAGCAUCAGAAUGGGGGGUGAUUUGGAGAAGCCUUUGCUCAUUUGUUUGUCAGCGGCAGGAGCAGUUGCAGAGAGUGGAACAACUUGGUAAGUUUUCUGUCCCAUGUUUCAGUGAAUGUACCCAUUUAAGGUAUAGGACUUCUUUCUUUAAAAAGUGGGGUGGUUCAUAUAUGGAAUCAUUGAAUUCAUUAAUGAAUCUUUACAUUCCAUUCACUGAAGCCCACUCCUCCCUGCUUCAGCCCAAGCUCAUCAGGCUGCCAGAGAUGCCUGUGUGCCUGCAAUGCUUCCAGGCAAAGAAAAUACAAGAUCUGGAAGUUGGUUCAUGCAUUUGAUGUCUAAUAUUUUAGUGACUAGGGAAGGCCAUUAACUAUUUACUAGUUUGAUGUUCAAGUUUCCCUGUCAGCUGAAAGAAGCCUGUUCACACAAGCCAACUGGCACAAAUGUACCCUCAUGUGGUGCAUGUAGCAGAGUAGAAUUCCAGAACCUUCAUGCAUGCUGUCUUCUGGAUGCUGGUGAAGAUAGGCCUCAGCUCAGAAUUAAUACAGGAGACCUAGAAAUGUAGCAGCAACCCAGUGAGUAACUGUGUCAUUUACUGAGCGUCUGUUGUGACCAUGGCUCCAUCCCCAGGGUCUUAGGUUCUGAGGCUUAGAGCAGUAUAUUCUGGUGACAGAAUUGGCAGAACAACCGUUUCUCAGUUUCUCUUUAAAUCAGUGUUCCUUCAGGCAGACAACUGCCAUAUCAUAAAAUCUUGAGAGUGUUCCUGUGGCAAAAUUAAGCCUAGAGGUCCCUGUCCACUGCAGUUGCCUCUUGUUCUGAGUUCAGUCUCAGCCUCCCUCCCACAAGGGGCACAUGUGUGGCAGGAUUGCCAUACUCUGCCUAGGAACAGUGCUUGCCUUGCAGCCAGUGGCCCUGGACCUAAUGAGGGUGUCUAGCAGCAGGUGAGUGUGUGCCUCAUUCGAAGAGGGCACAAAUCUUAAGGCUUUUGAAACUAAAUUUAACCAAGGGGCUUGACACCUUUUGAUGACAGGAGUUGGCUCAGAGUAUAAGAAGUAUAUGGCCAUUUUGGAAAGCAAGGUUUCCUUUCAGCCAUGUCCACUGACCAACAGCAAGACCCACCCCAUGGAGCACUUCAGAAUCAGAACAGCCCACAAACCUAGAUUUGGCUUCAUAAUAAGUCUACUCAUCACCUCAGCCCAUGGACAUGUGGAGGGCUGCCCAGGAGAUGUGGAGCCUGAGAUAAGAUGAGCCUUGAGUUCUGAACUAUUGAGGUAUGUGCCAAAAGUAGUUCCCUUUUGACUUGGGACCUUUUUAGUUUUUUAAUCAGGCAGGGAAAUCUUUUUCACACUAAAUACACAAAACAGCACCCCUGUCCGCUUCAUGCCUGGGCCUCCCAGUGGUUGGGAGACUCUGCUUCAGAAAGUGAUGCAAACCUUCCAGAGGAGCUGCCUUUCCUCCUGGGCUGGUUUCCUGCUCUAGGACUACUCGUCAUCGCUACUUGCUCGGCUCUACUGUGUGUCAUUUAAGAAAAUAUUUGGCUCUUAAAUUAACUCACUUGAAAAGUGAACAAAUUAUGUGCUAAAGGGCAUUGACGGUUUGAUUCAAAACUUAUUUAUCCUGGGAAGUACCACAGACACCACCCUUGUCAUUUGUGCAUGGUGUGGUACCACCUGACGACGUGGUUAACAAAGAGGAGGACACGUUUACUGGCUGCCGUUUGAGGACUUUGAUCGCCCAGAUGAAACGCCUCCUGUGCUCAUGGCUGGGAAACUGAGAGGAGGGAAGGACCGCCACUCCCUCCGUGGAGCUCACGGACCCCUGGCCCUGUGCUAACACUCUUUAACAACUGUUUACAGACAAGGCAGGCCAAGGCAGACGGCCACUGUGCUUGUGAUGUUUGCUCAGAGGAACAUGAACAUUUUAGUUUUUGCAAAGGGAUGAUGGAUGUUUGUGCCAGGUGUUUAUAAUUUAAUCCUUUAAUAUUAUGUUCAUUAACUCUUAAAAUGAGUGAAUUCUUGAUUGUUUUAACACAGUACCUAAGACUAAUGCUUUCUGUGGACACCCCUGAGCUCUGCCUCAGACUCCAUCUACCCUCUGAGACCGGAGACUUAUGUCCCUGGUAACUGCUGUCAUUGUGGACAGGGAGCUCGUUGUAUAUGAUGAAGGAGUAGGACAGUUCUCUGCAGGAGGAACAGUGGCCUUGCUUCUAGACGGUCUUCACUGUGUGUUUUAAAAUGACACCACCACCACAAAACUCUCUUGACCUGUAACUUAAAGAUCAUAAACUUCAGGCAAUAAUAUUUUCUGUGUAAGCUUUUAAAAUUAUUUUUGGGGAUCAUAGCUUGUUUUAUUUUGUGCUAUAAAAUUAACAGUAUUAAAUGACUUAUAUUCUUAGAACAUCGAGUGUCUUUUCUUAACAGAUUAGUGCCUUUUUAUUUUUGUAUUCCAUUUUUCGUUUCUGGUCCGGGCAUCAGACCCAUUGUUUCCAUGGCCUGUUUGUACAUUGUCUCAAUAAAACUUGGAUCAGCCUGUGGCGACGGCA